Messenger RNA from Dromaius novaehollandiae (emu), 2415 nucleotides. RefSeq lists its product as uncharacterized. The transcript is spliced from 5 exons. NCBI's taxonomy places the organism in Eukaryota, Metazoa, Chordata, Aves, Casuariiformes, Dromaiidae. Gene Ontology annotation, biological process: canonical NF-kappaB signal transduction. Bases 978 to 1787 code for a protein of 269 amino acids. The record is from RefSeq and is a predicted model, not a curated record.
CUGCUGGGAGCUAGCCUGGCCUAUAGGGGCUAUAGGGGCCUGACACGGGGGUUUGCUGGGAGUGACAGAGGCCUAUAGGGACCACAGUGGCCUGACCGGGGGUGCUGGGAGUCUCUAGGGGCGUAUAGGGGCCUGACAGCAGGGAUGCUGCUGGUAGCUGUAGGGGCCAGGGCCUUACAGGAUCCAGGGGUGCACGUCUGCGGCCGGAGCUGCCCCGGCUCCGAGCUGGCAGCAGCGAGCGGGACUGGUAGGGUGCUAAUGCUCCUCCUAUGGUUAUUUCAUUUUAUUUCUUGUUCCUUAUUAUUUAUUAACUACUUUGGAGGCAUUGAUGGCAGGUCAGAUGCAAAGCCCCCUGAGCUCCCCAGCUCCGGGGCAGUGUUUCACCACUGUUGAGGCUGCGGGCUCCGGUUUAUUUGAAAUCCUUGUAUUUCGCAGCACUCGACUGCUCACAGCCUAUUCUAACAUGCCGGUGCUCUGCGCCUCGGUACAAGGGCGGCCGGGGAAGAGUCACAUUUGCCCCUUCUUCAUCUCUCUCCGUGAAUGAGCUUUGACAAACCUCACUGCUGUUUUUGCUGUGAUGUGAUAAUUGCUGAUACUGCUUCUUGUGUCUCUGCGUAUAGCUAUAAAUAGAUUAUUUACGCAGCAACUUGGUAAUUAUUCCCAUUACUCUGGGUUGUCUAGUGUUGCCCUGCCUUUGUCGUCCCAGCAAAGCGCUGGGGCCUGGCUCUGCGUGCAACGGGGCGGCCGCCCCGAAACGCGAGCCCGGCUGCCGGUUCCCCGCGUUCUCACGACCUGUUUUUAACACUAGAUGGUGGUAUCUCCACGAAGCUUUGGCUUGCGGCUUGGCCGUUACCGCUUACGGCUGGAAAGCUCCCGUCUGGCUACAGAGCGUUGGAGGAGCAAGUUGUGACUCGCCAACUCCAGUGUCGCAGAGCAGCCGACCGGCCCGGGGAAGCAGGGUCCCCUGCCAGAACGUGAUGGCAAUGGAAGAGGUCUUCUUCCAGCUCUGCGAGGAGGUUGCCAGGCUGCAGGACCUGUGCGCGAAGCAGGGCAAACUCCUCAGGAAGCUGACAGCGAGGAAGGGACCCGUCCUCGAUAUCCCUGUGUCGCUGCCGAUCCAGUGCACGGAGGAUGCGGUGACAGAGGAAGCGCAAAAACCCUCGGAGAGGCGACAGGAAUGCUCCGAGGCCCCGAGCUCCGCCGCAGCCGGCCCCGGCUCUGCCCAUCCGCUGGCGCAGCCCCACGCCGCCAACGCGGUGCCCGCCUGCAACGUCACGGACCCCCCGAGCACCGAAAACGCUGGCGUAUUAAGCGGUGGGGACGGGAAAGCGGCCCUUGCCAUGGCUUUCGGCAGCCAGCGCUGCAGCACGGCAGAGAGGAGCGAGAAGGGGGAUUUAGACACGUGGCUGAAAACUUACAGGGUGCUUCCUACUGUGAAAGCCAGCGAGGAAGAAGCGAGGGCUUGCUGUAACCUGCUGGAGUUUGCGGUGCCCGACCCAGAGGCUGUCGACUCCUUCCUGGACCUGUAUGAAGCCCCACAAGACCUUCAGAGGGAAGAUGCAUCUGGUGAAAGCGCUCUACCGGCUGCGAUUCAUGUUCCUGUAGAAAUCCGAGGACCUGUGAAGACGUCCUGGACGCCAGCAUGGACGCUGGAGGAGAGCCUCGGGCAAGGCGCCGUCCUCACCUCGGAGGCCGCACGGACUUGUGACUUUUGCCAGGCUGUUUUCCCCUCGGACGCAGCAGCCCACGCAGACUAUUUGAAGCACCUCUUAGCCCAUAUGAAAUAGGACUCAAUCUUCGUGCUCGUAAAUCUGUGUGUUUGCACCUCAGCUAACACCACGUGCCCUGGGGUGCCUUCGUGCGAUCCUGCUGCUGGCUUUGCCGGGGCUCUCGCGGCUCAGGUAGCGAUCCUCUUCCGUUUCGUUCGGUGUGCCCCAAGCCCCGUCCCUGUUGCACUGUUUGACGGGCCGUAUUCGGGCUCUCGAUGUGUCUUGGUUUGCUGAGCUUCAUCAAACAAGUUCUGUCCCAGGGUUGGGACGUGUGCGGGGCUGGGUGCCGGCCGAAGGGAGCUUCAGCUCAAUGGGAAAUGGAAAACUUUCAAAAUUCUCCUAAACCAGAAAAAGUUGAAACACGUUUUCCAUAAAGAAAUAUGGAUAUUUGAAAAGCUACAUUGGCUUUUUCUGAAAACACGGAAGAGCUGGUGAGAGGGCGAGAGACUCGCAACAGGUUUUAAUGUCACUAGAUCUGAACUUGCCUUUGGAGCAGAGCCACUGUGCCGGCGUUGUAAGCACGAAAUGCCGCCCGCCCCGCGACGAGGGCGACUGACGUGAACCGGAUUUAACUUCCGAGUGUGUUAUCGGGAAGGGCGGAACUGAGGGCUCUUCUCCCUCCUCAUUAAAACCUCAUCAGCUCCGA